GGAAAAACGGGUGGGUAUAACAAAUGUGUAAUUUAAUGUCGUACCGUCAGUUUCACGUUCAACACCACCUUAGUAGUUCUUAUUAUUUACUCGUUAGGUACUCGAGUGACGCUUGGCGGUUUUUCGAUAAUUUUAAUAAACAGUAUUAGGACAUUGCUAUAUUAUACGCUUAUAUUCGAUAUUUUAGUAUUAUUAUACUGGUGAUUUUUGUUUUUUCUUUACCUCUCAAGUCUCAACAUGGUCAGAACCAAGCAAUCGAUGAGCUAUAAGGUUUCCGUCGGGAGAAUGCCUAAAAUAGCUGCGUGUAAAGCGGCGGUGGCCGGUGGUUCGUCAUCGUCUGGUCAUAAAUCGUCGUCGUCACCGUCUACUUCCAAAAACAAAUAUUCUGGUGGAAAUCCAGUGCACCCUAGAGAGAUUCCGGUUUGGCAGAAAGAGAUCACGUGCUUUUUCCAGGUGAAAAAUGACGAACAAUCACAAAUCCCGUCGGCCAACAACGAGGACGAAGACGACGACGUCAUCGAAUUACUUCCGCAAGAAACGACUCAGGCAGGAUCGUCGGGAAUUUAGGAUAGAACAAUAAGUUUAUCUUUAUAUACUUACAAAUUUUCUAUUACAAACCGAAUCGAAAUAAUGCGUAACCAAGAUUUUGUACAUUACGUUUUGAUAGUCUAAAGUGAGUUCUUAUAUACUCGCAAAUAAUAUUUAUUUUUCAAUUGUAUUUUUUCACCAUACGUUUUAUACCUUUUUAUGUACACAAUAUUAUUAUAUAUACGUUUUUUUUUGUCCCAUUAUACAAUCAUACAUAUUAUUUCCAUUAUAUUUUAUAAACCAAUGUGGUAUAAUCCAAUAUGACGAAAAACAAUACUAUUUAAAUUUAUUUUACAAUAUUGGAUAAACGAAAAUAAAAUUUAUUUAUUCAAUAUCAAUAUAAGUAUUUCAGCUCUGCAGCUGUUGUGUACCAUAAAAUAUUUUUUUUAAAGAACUAAAGAUAAAUGUCAUUUUCGUUUUAUUAUGUAUGCCAUAAAAUUAAAUGUUCAACGUUUAUAUUAAUUUAAAUUCAAUAUUAUUAACUUUUUAUACACAAAACUACAUAUUGUUAUUAAGCAACUCUGAUACAAUGUAUUAUUAUUGUAGACGGUGCUUGUACAUCUUUUUCUUCCUUUUCGUUGGUCUAAAAUAAAUGUUUACCU
Molecule: messenger RNA, 1190 nt
Organism: Aphis gossypii (cotton aphid)
Lineage: Eukaryota; Metazoa; Arthropoda; Insecta; Hemiptera; Aphididae
Product: PCNA-associated factor-like
Exons: 3
Coding region: 238-567 (109 amino acids)
Biological process (GO): translesion synthesis; regulation of cell cycle
Cellular component (GO): nucleus
Molecular function (GO): chromatin binding
Source: RefSeq, a predicted model, not a curated record